Messenger RNA from Theileria equi strain WA, 1347 nucleotides. RefSeq lists its product as hypothetical. The coding region runs from base 175 to 1347 and encodes 390 amino acids. Lineage: Eukaryota; Apicomplexa; Aconoidasida; Piroplasmida; Theileriidae. The transcript has a single exon. The record is from RefSeq and is a predicted model, not a curated record.
AGUGAAAAACUUUUCACUUUUAUGGUAAAUGUGUUUGGUAUAGCACCGGCAAAAGGCUCUGGAUACCCAUUUGAGUGUGUCUCCAUCGACAAUCCGAGACGGAUCUCUAGAAUGGCGCUUUAAAUCGCAAUUACACACAAACUCUUAUCUUUAUGAAGGACUGAUACGCGCAAGAUGUUAGCUCUAACCAGAUUUUGGCGUGUUUGGUCCCGCCUAUCAGACAUGUCAGUUUUCUCCUCAAAAAACCCGGUCAUAUUGCACAUUUCAUCUGGACCUGCAAACAACACUACGCUGGCUACCAACGUGGAAAGGAAGUUAUCGCAAAUACUCGAAAGCCCGGAUUUUACAUCAGAGGCUAAUCGCACAAAAAUCGAAUGCUACAAGGGGGAUAUAAGUCACAUACCCUCUGAAUUCAUUGAAAAGUUUCAACUAACCAGUGUGCCAGUAACGAUUGGUAUCUUAAAUGGAACAAAAGUCGCCGAGGUAACAGCGGACUCCGAGGCGUCAGAAUACCUUGGUUUGUGCAAUAAACUACUUGUUAUGGCAAAUCCACCCACUUUGGAAAUUGUUGACAAGUUGAAGCUAUUAAUUGACGGGGAUGUUAGUGAAUUGCGCUCAUAUGUACAGUACAUUAGGGAGAAUCAUGUACAAGAACUUGAAGUUGAUACAACGUUAUCAAAGCUACUUGCAACAGCUACACUUCGUAUGCAUGAGCAACCAAUGACAUCAAAGCAACUAAGAAAAACUCUAGAAGUUGUCGAUUCUCUAAUUGAAAAGGUAAAAUUAGAUAACUUGAUUAGAGAUUUUGAUGCGAAAAAAUACAAACCAAUCAACUUUCAACCCCAAAUAGAUGCCUUGAAACUUUCUUAUCAACCCCCGACGCAUGUAACAUAUCUAGAAAAACUAUACUUUAUAAAAUUAAACCUCCUAGAGUCGCUGGCAAUUAAACUUUUCUUUAACAAAGAUCCAAGAGCCCUGCAAAUAGCUGUAGGUGCCUAUAAAGUCCACGUCAAAUUAUUAAAAUUAAAUGCACAAACUAUACAAGAAUUCCAAGAUUCAAGGAUAAAGGAAAUUAUCGAGGCAAUAUUCUCUGUUUAUGAUCCACAGUCUAGACAUUUAAUGGAAGCCUGUGCCAAUCUACAGGUGAUUGACGGAAGACGACUUUUGAAUAAAAUAUAUACAUCAGGACGUCCGUCUGGUGGAUUUCCAACAAAACGUAGAGGAGUAGGCGGUAGGUAUUUAUGGCAAGGCCCAGAUUAUCGUCCAAAGGGAUUCAAACCAAAAAACCCGGAACGAUAUAAUAACGAAUGGACCUGCGUACAGGACUCUAACCUCCCAACUUAUUGA